Saccostrea cuccullata (small rock oyster) is the source of this 1217-nucleotide messenger RNA. RefSeq lists its product as uncharacterized. The record is from RefSeq and is a predicted model, not a curated record. The transcript has a single exon. NCBI's taxonomy places the organism in Eukaryota, Metazoa, Mollusca, Bivalvia, Ostreida, Ostreidae. The coding region runs from base 9 to 1217 and encodes 402 amino acids.
CCUCUGACAUGACCCCAGUACAUUCCAAUGUCCGAACGUCUGGAAGGUUGGUUGGAAAAUCAGUUCAUUUCAAAAUCUUAGCAUUAUGUUUCGUUUGCACCUUUGUCUACGUUUACUUAUAUUCUGAAGUCAGUCGGCAGGCAAUAGCCAUCAGGAAAUUGAUGAAGGGGAUCCUCGAUAACUUCCGGUUCUGGGGACAGCAGAUCCGACAUUGGUGGAAUUUAAUCCAAACAACUGGAUUAAUUGGAGACGUGGAACUCAUGGAACGUGAAAGGAAUAUUACUAAAAAUUACGCAGAUACUCUUGUUCCUAGAUUUAUGUUUCCAUCAGAAUUUAACUUCAGUAAUCAUGGAAACAAUCUUACUUACAUAGAAAAAUUAUCACGUGUUUUAAUAAAAGCAAACAAAACCUUGCUAACAUUGUUCACAACAUGGCAGACAACGGUUGAAAAAUUCAUUUGUCAUAAUAAUACAAUAAGAAAUUGGAAUCAAUUGAAACCAUUUGUUCAACCAAUACUCUUUUCUGAUGAUCAGGAUUUGUCAGUCAAAGUGACAGAAAUGGGUUGGAAGGUCUUACCCAUCUCCAACACAGGUAGAGGAGUACCUGUCCUCAAAAAUAUGUAUCUGGAUGUUUUAAAGGUUUCAAAAUCCAUUUUCUACGCCUACGCGAACGGUGAUAUUCUUUUUACUGAUACACUGAUCAUAACUUUAAUGGCUCUGUUGAAUUCUAGUGUAAACAAGUCGCAACCGUUGAUGGUUAUAGGUCGGCGAACAAAUGUCGAAAAUGUGACAUCCAACGAUGCGCUGAAUCAAUCAACGAUACAUAAAAUAUCUGAAUCCCGAGGGUCCUUAUUCAGCGUCUGGGGAGAAGACUAUUUUAUAACAAUGAAAGACUAUCCUUGGAAAAACAUUCCAGAAGUUAUUAUAGGCAGACGAGCCUACGACAACUGGCUCGUGCUGGACGCUAGAAGACGCGGGAAUGUGAUUGAUGCAACAGAGACGUUACUGGCUGUCCAUCAAACAACAUAUCGAGGAAACUACGAGGGUCAUAAACACCGAGACAAGGACUACAACCACAACCUCUUGGUGAGAACGUUUAGAAGACUCCAUUACGCGGCGGGAAAAACGUCAUGUGCUGAGUUAUAUACUAAAUACAAUAUAGCACGGGUACCUGAGAUUCACAGGAGAAAAAUUGACAAAGAAUGUUUUCCAUUGUAG